Messenger RNA from Zophobas morio, 4322 nucleotides. RefSeq lists its product as uncharacterized. The record is from RefSeq and is a predicted model, not a curated record. Bases 96 to 758 code for a protein of 220 amino acids. The transcript has 4 exons. Lineage: Eukaryota; Metazoa; Arthropoda; Insecta; Coleoptera; Tenebrionidae.
GUACUCAAUCACCUCGAAAUACCUCGGUAAAGUGAAUUUUCCCUCAGUAGAGUUACUAAAUACUUCGAAGAAAAUAUUUGGUACAUUUAUACGUCAUGGACGUAAGUUCUGAGGACGAAGAGACUAAAAAACAAGAAGAACUGAACAACAGAAAAGAACAAAGACAACAACGAAAACUAGAUGCAACAGUACGAGUGACGUCAGCAGAAACGCCACAUGAUCAAGAUAUGUCAUCCUCUUUAACAAAGCAGGAUCGCUUUCGUACGUACAAAAAACUACCAGGAGCUAUAGAUCAUGGAAAAAAAUACGAACAAAUGAUGUGUGCCUUCUAUGCUUUGAAAUUAAUCACUUGUGAUAGAGUUGAAGAUUUUGAAAUGACCACAAACAACCAAAAAUGCGGACUAUUUGACGACAUAGAAGUAAAAAUUACAUUCAAAAACCAAAAAACGCUGACUUACUUGUUUCAACUUAAACACAAAGAAGCGGCCAAACGAAUUAGAUAUAACGAUUUAAACACAGGAAAUCCAAAAGCCGAUUUCAACGUCGAAAAAUACUUUAAUUCUAUGUCUUCAGAUGUAGAAAUAACAGAAGAUGUUGUCUGCAUCCUGUACACAAACUCACGUACGUAUUUUACAGAAGGCGUCGAACUAAGCGAACAGAUUAAUCUCAAAAGAUGCUAUAAUUUAGAAAAUGAAGAUUUACUAUUAAACACAGGGAGAGAAAAAAAUCUAGGGUGUUCCAAGUCAUACGGGAGGUAGCUGACAAAAAACAAACAUUUUAUCUAUUCACUGGGCAAAAUAACAUACACCACACUAAAACACAGGUCGAAAAAAUGCUGCAAGGUAUAGUACAAUGCAAUAUUUAUGACUCUUUUGUCCACUUUAUGACUGAAUGGUGGUCCAAAAAUUUCGUCUUAUGGAAAGGUGACGUAGUUGCCAAACUGAGUGAGCUGGCUCUUUCACCCUACAUCAGAACUCUGACUGACAAUAAACGAAAUCCAAAAACGGAAUUCCUCACAGAAGCUAUAAUGGAUUUUCGAGUCACGAUAGUGGAAGAAACUGGCGACAAUAUUGUUGAAUAUAUUUGGUCUCUGGAAACGAUUACAGAUGACGAAUUUGGUAAAACCAAGCAAAAAUUUUGCCUAAAGUCGUACGAGUAUGGGAAAAUUUUGUGGUACUUGGAACAAGUUCCUUUAGUUGUAAAAGUCGAUGUUUCAAAUGAAACCCUGGUGCAGGGGCGGACUGGCCAGGCGGGCUACCGGGCAUUUGCCCGGUGGGCCGUCGAACUGAUGGGUCGGUAGGCCGGUUACGCUGAAUAGACAAUAUCAAACACUUCUCAAAAUCAAACUUUUAAAUUUUGUUUAACAAUGUUGGCGCCAUCGCCGACGAAAUAUGUAUGGAGUUUAAAUAACAUUAACAAAGCAAGAAAUGCAACAGGCACGUUUAGGCAAUUAAGCACGUACUAUUUUCACACUCUUUUAAUUAAUGCUUAACAAAAUAUACAGUCGGCAUAAUCGAAAACUUAUCUUCCUCUAAAAAUCAGUCUUAUGUCUCUGCUUAACCAUUGAGGGUGUACGUAGAUCGUGAGGUUUCCAUUAAGUCACAAUUUAUAAUCAUCACUGUAAGUUUAUCGAAAUGGACAAACCAAGCACAAGUGGGAAGGAUGUUAAAAGAAAAGCGAUUUAAGGCGGUGCGGAAAAAUUACGCGAAAAGAAGAAAAAAGCUUUGGAGGAACAAGCCAAGUUUUACCAGUCCAUGUCUUCAUUUAUUAAAUUGCGUAAAGAAAAUGUUGAGGGUGACAGUCAACCUGCACAAUCUACAAGCACUACUCCUAUUGAAACUGUUGAAGCGGUGCAACUUGGAUUAAGCAACCGACCACUUCAACGAAUCUGGAAGAUGUUUCUUCACAACAAAAAGUAUUAGAACAAGAGUUUCUGCCACCCAUCGAAAGUAAUAUUUUUUUUUUCUAUCCCAGCAACAAGUGACAUUGAUAUUGAUUUCAUCAAAUUCAACCAUGCGAUGUAAAAGAUUUACCAUUCAAUCCGAUUACACUGUUUCGCAGGAAAAGUGGGGUGCGGCGUACUUGGUUAACUUAUAAUGAACACUCAAAAACUUUAUUUUGUACAGUUUGUAUGGUUUACAGCAAAGAAUCUAGUAUAUUUAAAAGUGGUGUAAAAAGUAUUCAUCCUAAACAUAUUUACAGUAGAGUGGAUGAGCAUGAAAAAAGUCAAAGUCACAAAAAUUCUGCUGAAGCACAUUUGAUGCAAUUGAAAAAAUUAAAUAUACUGUCUUACAUACCAAAACAAGAAAAUAUUCGUUUAAGUCAAGUUCAGAAUAGAAGAGAUAUUUUACUGCGAAUUAUAGAAGUAAUAAAAGUAAUUGGUAAAUGUGGUAUUGCUUACAGAGGUCACAGAGAUGAGGAUAUUCUUUCUUUGGCCAAUUCAAAAAUUAAUCAUGGUAACUUUUUAGAACUUAUUUUACUGCUAAAAAAAUUUGACUCCUUAUUAAAUUCACAUAUUAAUCGUGUUAUUUUAGAAAAGCAAAAGCGAUAUACACAUGGCAAGAAAGGUAGGGGUAAUAUUGUGUCUUUUUUGUCCAAAACAACUAUAAAUUCCAUUGUAAAUAUUAUCAAAAAUUUAAUAACGCGUAAGAUUUCAGAAAAAAUUACCAAUAUCGGAAUGUAUUCAAUUCAAAUUGAUACAACACAAGACAUUACAGUUACAGAUCAAGCUUCUAUUAUUAUUAGAUAUGUAGAUGAUGAAUCUGUGCAUGAAACAUUGCUUGCAUUAAAAAGUACAAGUUCUACAAAAGGCUAUUAACUCUUUAUGAGUUAAUAGCAAGUGUUGGCCGACAAUAAUAUCAAUUUAAAAUAUUGUGUAGGUAGUAGCACCGAUGGUGCUGCAAAUAUGCAAGGGCAAUAUAAUGGUUUCAGUUCUUGGAUGGCUACUUCUAAUCCCGAACACAUACAUCUCUGGUGCUAUGCUCAUAUUUUAAACUUAGUAAUAACAGAUAUUACACAAAAACCACAUCAGUGUACAUCUUUAUUUGGUUUGUUAAAUAGUAUUGCUGUUUUCUUUAAAGAAUCUCACACUAGAAUGAACAUUUGGAAAGAGUCUUCUCGAAAAGUUUUAAGUACAAUUGGAGAAACAAGGUGGGAUUCUAAAUUGAAUGCAGUGUUAAAAAUUUUUUGAAAGUUAUGGUGACCCAAGUGAUACCCUUUUUGUUACAAUUAUAGAGGUUCUUGAAGGUAUAUCAAAAUCAGAAAUUUUAAGUUCUGACACACGAUAUAAAGCAACUUCCUACUUAAAUUCACUUUCAAAAUAUGAAACUAUUUUAACCGCCAACAUGUAUUUUAGAAUUUUUCAGCAUACUUCACCUACAUCAAAAUAUUUGCAAACAUCUGGACUAGACCUAACUACAGCGCAAACAAUCAUUACUGAAACAAAAAAUUCUUUAACUGCAAUCUCCAGAGAUUUUGAUCAUUUAAAUUUAUAGAAUGGGCAAAUAAUGAAUUGGGAAAUGAAAACGACGCGUCUACGGUAAUCAAUUCGCAAUUAGAUAUUCUGCGAAUUCGUAAAAAAAAAUGUUGUCGGGUGAAAAAACUUCAGAGUAUAGCAUUGAUAACCCCUAUGAAAAAUAUAAAAUUGAUGUAUACAAUGUAGUUAUGGACGUUAUUGUGCAAAGUUUUAGUACAAGAUUUAUUAAAAACGAAAAAAUUUAUACUACGCUUGCUGUAUUUAAUCCACGACAAUUCAACAAUAUGAGUUCUGAAACCCUAAAUUCAGAUUUAUUUGUUCCACUAUGCAAUAUUUUAAUAAAAUUUAAUGCCGAAAUUACACCGUCUCAAAUACGAGAAGAACUUUUAGAUUUUGCUACAAAAUGGGAUCAAUUAAAACAAACAGUAUAGGAAGAGCCAACUUUUAGUGACGAUUGUGGUAACCAAAAACCCUGCAAAUCCUGCAAACAGUGUGCUUUGUGUUGUCAUAUACAUUUUUAAUAAAACACGAUCUUUAUUCAAGUGCUUAUGAAAAUCUUUUUCUUGUGUAUAAAUUUUUAUUAACUUUAUCUAUUUCGUCUGCUGGUUGUGAAAGGAGUUUUUCGAAGUUUAAAAUUGUCAAGAACAGAUUACGAAAUAGUUUGACAGAUGAUCAUUUGGAAGCAUUUACAAUGAUGUUUGUUGAAAGUAUCAUGUUAGCUGACAUUGACUGUAAUAUUGUUAUAGAUACACUGUCGGGUCAAAGUGCCGUUAUGGCCAAAUUAUUAAAAUAAUCUGUAUAAUAUAGGUAUAAUGCAUAUAAAUAAUAAAAUUGCUACAGCUUUUUA